Molecule: messenger RNA, 3430 nt
Organism: Sinocyclocheilus grahami
Lineage: Eukaryota; Metazoa; Chordata; Actinopteri; Cypriniformes; Cyprinidae
Product: protein FAM160B1-like
Exons: 17
Coding region: 279-2537 (752 amino acids)
Source: RefSeq, a predicted model, not a curated record
UGUGCUUCGGCAGAAGUGAUCAGUGAUCUCAGUGUUUGUUCGAGUGCCACCGUGGCCUUAAAAAGACAAACCCGCAUCAUUCUUUUCGUGUAGCAGUACGUGUUUUUCUUAACCUGCAUUACAGUGUGUGUUCUACUGUAAAUACACACUAGCACGCUAUCAGUACACAUGUAUUCAAGUGUGUUGUAGUGUACGCGUUCAAUCUGGAUCACCGCAGAAGGCGCAGAGGGAAGAGAGAGGAGAUCUCCAGAGCAAAACUCCUCCUGUCCAAAAACAACAUGUUCUCCAAAUUCACCUCCAUCCUACAGCACGCUGUCGAGGCGCUUGCGCCGUCACUGCCAUUGCAAGAGGACUUUGUCUAUCAUUGGAAGGCCAUUACACAUUAUUACAUAGAAACCUCAGAUGACAAAGCCCCAGUGACCGACACCAACAUUCCCUCCCACCUGGAGCAGAUGCUGGAUAUUCUGACCCAGGAGGAGAGGGAGAGAGAGUCAGGUGAGACGGGACCCUGUAUGGAGUAUCUUCUCCACCACAAGAUCCUGGAGACGCUCUAUACCCUGGGCAAAGCAGAUUGCCCUCCUGGAAUGAAACAACAGGUUUUGAGUUUCUACACCAAGCUGUUAGGUCGAAUUCGCCAACCACUCCUGCCUCACAUCAACGUGCACAGACCUGUACAGAAACUGAUCCGCCUGUGCGGCGAGGUUCUGGCUGCUCCUACAGAGAAUGAAGAGAUCCAGUUUCUGUGUACUGUCUGUGCCAAACUUAAGCAGGACCCUUACCUCGUCAACUUCUUCCUGGAAAAUAAGACAAAACAAUUGGUGGCUGCUAAAGACGGUGGAGCUGGUUUGGUGAAAGAGGAUCCAUGUUCUCCAGAUACAGGACAGCACCAAAACCAAAAUCCCAGUCUGGUCACAUCCACACUACAAGCAGCAGCCUGUCAAGCCACCAGCCCAGGGGAAGCUAGUCCAUCCUCCGUCCACAGUAGACUGCCAAACAACGAUAACUACAACCUAGUCAGCUCCCUUCUUAACCUCACUAAGAGUCCAGAUGGCCGUAUUGUGGUGAAGGCAUGUGAGGGUCUGAUGCUGAUAGUCAGUUUGCCUGAGCCAGCUGCAGCCAAAUGCCUCACAGAGAACACCGAACUCAGUCAACUUCUCACAGGCCGGCUGGCACAAUUCUACCGGGCCCUUCCUCAAUCCAUGGACCCUCUUGACAUCGAAACUGUAGAGUCUGUAAACUGGGGGUUGGAUGUGUAUAAUCUAAAGGAAGAUGCUGCUGCUUUUGCGGGCAAACGUGCACUUAUUUCUUUCCUAUCGUGGCUGGACUAUUGUGAUCAGCUCAUUAAAGAGGCGCAGAAGACAGCUGCUGCAGUUUUGGCCCGGGCUGUGAGAGAGCGGUUCUUUGUUGCUGUAAUGGAGCCUCAACUAAUGCAAACGUCCGAGGUUGGCAUUCUGACUUCAACAGCCCUGUUAAACAGGAUCAUCAGACAGGUGACAUCAAAGGCCCUGCUUCAGGAGACCAUUUGCUUCCUGUUGGGAGAGGAAACGGGGCCAGAGACGCUUGCUGGCAUUACCCAGCAUCCCCUGAGACACAGACUCAUAGAACAUUGUGACCACUUAUCAGAUGAGAUAAGCAUCAUGACUCUACGGCUCUUUGAGCAUCUGCUGCAGAAACCAUGUCAGCUCAUUCUGCAGAACCUGGUGCUGCGCUGCUUGGAAGAACGGAACUACAUGGAGAACAAACAGCCAGAGGAACGAGAGGAGCGUGAACCCAUGGAGAACGGCCAGCCGCAUGACGCCGUAGAUCUGGAAGAAGACCCGUUGUUCUCAGAUCUUUCCCCUGAUAACAGACUGUCCAGCCCCGAUUGGUUAAGCUGCUCUCCGCCACCAAGCACAGAACACACCAAGCCUGAUGGGAAGACGGAGGUUCACAAAAUAGUUAACAGUUUCCUGUGUUUGGUGCCUGAUGAGGCAAAGUCAUCCUAUCAGGUUGAGGGCACAGGCUAUGACACCUACUUGAGAGAUGCACACAGACAGUUUCGGGACUAUUGUGGAGUUUGUCAGAAGUGGGACUGGCGUAGCAGUCCAAAAUCCUUUGAGAAGUGUAAUCUGGACAGUCCUUUUUUCGAGGGACACUUCCUCAAAGUGUUGUUUGACAGAAUGGGGCGAAUCCUCGAUCAGCCGUAUGAUGUUAACCUGCAGGUGACAUCUGUGUUGUCUAAGCUGUCUCUGCUGCCUCAUGCUCAUCUUCACGAGUACCUGCUGGAUCCGUACAUUAACCUGGCGCCAGGCUGCAGGUCUCUCUUCUCAGUCAUCGUCAGAGUGGUUGGCGAUCUGAUGUUAAGAACUCACCGCAUCCCUGAAUUCACCCCUAAACUCCUGCUGGUGAGGAAAAGACUUCUGGGACUAGAGCGAGAGGGGAUGAGCGUUGAUCAUGUGACGCUGCUCGAGGGGGUCAUUGUUCUGGAGGAAUUUUGCAAAGAGCUCGCCGCUAUCGCGUUUGUGAAGUUCCAUGCAUCCGCCUCCACUUCCCCCUGAUCCUCUCGCCACUGUGCACAGGAAACAAACAGAUGAAUUAACGGGAGGGGGGGAGGGGAUGACAUAGGAGCGACAAACCAAACUGCACUCAUCCCUCAGCGCAGACUGUUGCCUGCGGCAGGACUCGCAUUCAAGGAUGUUUCAUUCGCGUUAACUCUGGGAUGUUUCCAUAACUCUGACUGAGCGUUCUGUUCUAAAGGCAUCCAGAGAGGAGAAUUUCAUAAUGAGACGAGGGAAUUGUGACUCUAGUGGAACAGCUCAUCUGGAGAGGAUUUUGUAGCAUUGACAUGGAAUGAAAAAAGUAUAAAACUUCAUGCCAAAAAAUUAGGUUCAAAAAGUACAAAGAAAUCGACUUAAAUUCGAUUCAAGUCAUGAAAAAUAUAAGGUUAAAAAAAGUUGAAUGUGCUAAAUUAAAUAUUUAAUUAUUGAUUGUUUGUCAUUUGCAGUAUCAAAGAUACUGUUAUGUUGUUCUCUGUUCUUCUGAGAAAAAUAGUUCUAAUACAAAUGUCAAAUGCAGCAGUUAAUUUGUAAUGACAAAUUACAAUAACUCAGGAUUCAAUGUCUAUCUGUUUUUAAAUAAUUGGAGAACCAGAAAACAAGCAGAGUUUUUUAAGCGAAUCCUCUCUCAUUUUUCUUUCUGGUAGUGAUUGCUGGGUUGUUGUUGUUGUUUUUUUUAAGCGAACUGAAAGCAAUGCAGACUGGAUAUAUUUGUGAUUGGGCACAUUUGCACUCAAACCGGUUUCCACUGGUGCAUCCCUAGAGAGCUGGUCACCCUUAAUGUUCCUGACAGUGUUCCUAAAUCAUUUUAGUUGUUAAACUUGACGUGUUAUGUGUGUGCCUUGGUCUCAGCUAGACAGCAGCUGUGUCCUUCAUCCUGUAUGUAUUAUAGAUUU